AGAGUUAAAAAAAAUACUGUAUAAAUAAAAAGAAUAAGAAAAUAGCACUUCUCUGACUCACACAUUGGGCAGAGCCGCAAAUUCUUGUGAUAAUCAGGAAAGACUCCACGGAAGGGUUGGUGCCUGAGCUGGAUCUCGGAGGAUGAGGAUAAAAUCGCCAUGUAAAGGAGGACUUCCCAGAUAGAGAGAAAGUAUAUGCCAAAGGCCCAGUGUCACUUCAGUGAUCCACCCUUUACUGCCUGAAAUAGGGUGAACAACCUCUCAAGGCAAGGCGCAGACCGUCUGCUUGAUCUGUAUUACUCAGAAACAGGAUUAAAUACAGGAAGGGGCAAACAUGUUGCUGGUUUUAAUAAAUGCACACAGAAGCACACAGUAACCUAAAGAGACAGGAGAGCAGCAUCUCUAAGGAAGACUUCAUUCUUGGGCACAUUUGCCAAAGCACAAAUAUGGAAACCCCACCCUCAGCCAGAGCUGGAGAAAUCAAAAGGCUGAUGUGGUAUAAAUUCCUCUGCCCUGAUUGCAUAAGGAGAUCUGCCAACAUUUUUUUCUCUGAUAUAUUCCUUGCUGCACAAAGAGCUGAACUGGGUUUUUAAAACCUGAUCGUGAACCGAGAUAGGCAAUUCUGAAUCAUCACCAGGAUCUAGGAAAAUUAACCCUCACCGAUCUUCCCAGAUAAGCACCCAAGCUUGCUGCCUCUGAGAUCUGCUGCGGGGUUCUGGCUAGGUUCCUGUCACAGAGAGACUCCCCUUUUUUGGCAUAAGAAUGUACAAGAUGCCAGUAAAGUUCACACUGGGUCAUCGAAGGCUCUUUAAAUGCACGGUGAUUCAUUGCUGGGGGUGGGGGAGCGACGAGAGGGAGGGGGAAGGAAGUGCUGAGCAGAGAGGCGGAGCGAAGUAAUUAUGAAAUUGACUGCAGAAAAAGCUCGCGCUGGGAGUGACGGGGGUCACGUGUUCCUACUAUUGGUAUUUCGGCUACAACUUUCAAACCCGAGGCAGGGGGGAGGGGUCGGGAAACCUCACCUUGCCUCUUGAUUGGCUUUCGGAGGAGAUGCUUCAGAUGCCUGGCAUAUUUAUUAGAAUUACAACGGAGCAUUAAUUUCUCUUUUUAUCUGACAAAGAAGAAACGCUCUCCCAUGACAGUCCGGUUAGCAGAACAAAAAUCUGGCUGUACUGGUAUGAGUGAACAAUUUGUCUUCUUCUUCUUGAUUUACUCCGCAUUCUAGCUGACAGGGUCUUCCAUUCUGCGCAUUCAUUUUGUACUUAAAAAGGGAUUGUUUGUAAUUUACAGUUUAAGGCUGAGGGCCAUUAUUCUGCGCUGUCAGAACGCAUCUGCCGCAGGAGCAUCGUUUCAGCCUGUGCCAGGGCACAAAGCAAGCCCUGAUCGCCAGUCAGCUUGAGAGCUCCCUGGAGACUCCAGCCCUUAAACUUUGGAGAGGCCUGGCCCACAGGGGUUCUGCAAAUAUCAAACUGCCUGACAACCCCCGCUGAAAUCCUGACACACAGUUUCCUCUUUGUGUCCAAAAGCAAACUUGGCCAGUGCCUCUUCUCUAACUCUUCCUCUUUGGGGUAAACUUGGUAAAUUCCUCAUAAAAUAAUUGUCUUAAACUCGGACCCUCCUGUGGGUCAGUUUUCCUAGCUGAUGGGUGACUCAAGAAAAACAAACCGACAGAGCUUACAGCUAGAUAUUUUAAUAUCCUGUAGUUAGAGUCACAAAGACCUUCCCUCUUUCCCAAACAGUUUGAUGUGUUUUGUUUUGUUUCUUUCAGUCCGUUGUAGCCCCUGAUCUCAGUCUGCAGACACCCUAAGCUUAACCCCUACAACCCAUCAACUGCCAUCAUCUUAAAGUGUAAACAGUGGUGGCUUUGGGCUUUGAUUUUAAUUUGGAAAAUGUAUUUCUUUUGAGGAAACAAAAUGCCAAGAUGUUAAUGAAAUGCUUUUAAUAGAUUUCCAAAUGCUCCCAGCCAAUACCAGGCAAAGUUCAACUCACUCAUUCUAAGCCUCAAACUGUUGUUCAUUUUCUUUUCCUGUAAGAAGGGCUAUGUCCUAUAGAUGAUUAAAACCAUAAAUUCUGUUAUUUCAUAGGUCAUUACAUUACAUUCAGUCUUGGUUGUAGUUACAUUGACGAAAAUUUAUCUAGGUCUUGCUUGAAAAAUAAAUAAUAAUGGUUAAAAAUCAUCUCAUUUCCUUUUGACGUGUCCUAUUAGACUAAGUAUAUGAGAAAGUGUUAUAUAUAAAAAAAAAGACAGAUUUCCUUUUGGUGGCCUUGAUUUGUUUUCUAGUUAAGCAGCAACUGUAUACUUUUCAUUAUUCAUGCCCAAAGCCAUCUGUCAUUAAAAGGUAACACCCCCAACCAUUCAGCCACAAGCUGCAAAUCCAGCUAUAACUCCAGAAUACAUAGCUUUCCAUCAGCUUCCCAGGGUGGCACAGUGUCUGGGAUCCUCUCUCCCCUUCUCCCCCCCCCAAAAAAAAACCCACACCAGAUCUAACAAAUUUUUAGUCUAACAGACAAAUCUAAUAAAUUUCUAUUUUGUGGGCCCAUGCCAGAUCUACCCAGGAGAUUAUUCCUUCACCACCAGCUUACUCUCAGAGAUCAUUUUAACAAAGGUUAAGGUCCAUGUUAUACACUGCAAGGGGGAAAUCUCAGGAAGGUUAAAAAAAAAAUAACCCAGUUAUCUACUCCACUACUGCAGAGUCAUGCCAGGAUCUUAAGGUCUCCAAUUAGUUCUUAGAACUAAUUCCUGCACCUCCCCAGCCUCAUUAUUUAUACCAGAGUGGUCCAUUAGAAAAAUAAUGGACACAUGUCAUUUUAAAUUUUAUAAUAGUCACACUCGGAAGUAAAAAGAAACUGGUAAAUUAACUUUAACGGUAUAUUUUAUUUAACCUGACUUAGGCAGAAUAUUUUCAUUUUAAUCGAUACGAAAAUUCUUGAGAUACCUGUAUAUGUGUACACUUGUGCAUUUGUGUGUAUGUUCUAAGUCUGACAUUUAAAGUGUAUGUUACACGUAUAACACAUCUCAAUGGCUGAAGUCAUAUUGAACAGUGCAGACCUAUCUGAAAGCACUUGUUUUUGGUUUUAAUUGUAGACAGAAUCUUAUUUAAAAUUCCCUACUGUGUGUACUGUUACAUCAUAAACUGUUGGCAGAUGUUUAAGUACAAUGAUUUUAAUUUCACUCUUGACUAGUGGUGAUGUCAUUUUCAUUACCCAGAAGCCUAUGCUGCUACAGUUUGGUGGAGGGUCAAGAAAGAUGAUUCAGAAGUAUGUACUUUAAGAGUCUCUGUGCCACAAACAGAGGCCAGUGACUUCAGUCUGGGUGUGGUGAGCUGACCUCAGAGUCUAUUGUGUGAGUGGUUUUCACUUUUGUUUUUAGUUUAUUUUACUUUUCUGGUGUCUCUAGCUUUAUUUGUCAGUGCAGUCUAAAGAAAGUAUAUUGGUUUUGCAAGCACACUGUCAUUUGCUCGGAUUUUUAAAUGACAUGUGUGGGAUAAUAUCUUCCUUAUAAUACCAUGGUUAAAGGUCUGUCAGUGUUUCCAUUAAAAAUUCAAAUCUUUGGAUUUAUUACCCAGCCAUAACAAAUUGCUCCAGGCAAAUCUUUCUCUAGCAUAGGAGGAAAUUCUUUUUAAUAAUUUUUUUGUUGUUGUUGUUUUUGUCUUUUUGCCAUUUCUUGGGCCGCUCCUGCGGCAUAUGGAGGUUCCCAGGCUAGGGGUCCAAUCGGAGCUGUAGCCACCAGCCUACGCCAGAGCCACAACAACGUGGGAUCCGAGCUGCAUCUGCCACCUACACCACAGCUCACGGCAACGCCAGAUCCCUAACCCACUGAGCAAGGCCAGGGAUCAAACCUGCAACCUCAUGGUUCCUAGUCGGAUUUGUUAACCCCUGAGCCACAACAGGAACUCCUUUUUUUUUUGUAAAGGCAUAUGGAGGUUCCCAGGCUAGGGGUCGAAUGGGAGCUGCAGCUGCCGGCCUACACCACAGCUGCAGCAACACAGAAUCCGAGCCUCAUCUGCGACCUACACCACAGCUCAUGGCAACGCCAGAUCCUUAACCCACUGAGUGAGGCCAGGGAUUGAACCAGCAACCUCAUGGUUCCUAGUCGGAUUCCUUUCUGCUGCACCAUGAUGGGAACUUCCUUUUUAAUAAUUUUUAAGGAGAGAUAAAUAAGUGCUUCUCACUUAAAUUUACUUGUGAUGUGUUUUGAUAUAGAAGGCCUUCAGAAAAUACAUGUUAUAUCUUUACAUUGUGUUUGUUUUACAGAUGUGAAACAUUAAUAUUACCUCGGUGAAUACAUUCUGCUGAAGAGUUACACAGUUGCCCUCCCAGCACCCAAAUUUGCAAUGAUUCUAGAAUUUGAUUCUCAUAUUUGUAAGUCUGAUCAGUAUAAUGAUUUGAGAAGGGCUGGCUCCAUCAACUAUGAACCUUUAAGUUUCAUCCUGGUAAAAAUGGACAUUUUUCCAAAAAAUAAGAUUUGUUUUGCUGUGAAUUCCUCACAGCAGAUGGGAAUGUCUUUACAUUCUCGCGGCCUAGUUAUGGUAGAAGCACAAUGAAUGGCUACUGAUAAACAAGUGAUAAACAUAUAAAAAAGGAGGUUGGCAAUUCAGUCUGUCCCUAUCCAUAUGCCCCUUAUUUAAAUAUUCACCACAUAUUAACUUUUUUGAAAAACCUUUAAGACUGUAAAGAACAUGCUGCUGGAUCUUUCACCUCUAUAAUUUCCCUCAUUUCUGAACACCUCAAUGGAGUAUUGUUAUCAUGAAAUGACCUAAGGCUAUGAAGGCACAAGCCACUUGCAAAACUUUUUUGAGGCUGAGCUCUACUAUGUCUUAUCCACCUCACAGGAGCCCUUGACAAUGCAAACCGAGAGGGCUGUAAAAAGCAUGAAAAAUUAUAUACAUGUAACUGAAGCAUAAAUCCUCCCCACGGCAAACAUGAAAGAUUAAGCCCUAAAGUUACUGUGAAAAUAAACAUGGUGAGAAGGUACAUAUCCCUUCACCAACAGAUUUGACUCCAAAUGAAAUGAACUUAUCUGAUGCAGUAUUGGGGUCGACCGGCCCCCAGGCUUUUGUAUAAACAGGAGCGACUCUUACUUGCUUUCCUCUGGGUUGGGCAAACUUUAAUUUUCAUUGCAGAAAAACAAGGCAUCUUUUUCAAAUAGGACUGCUGAGGUCCACUUUCUUUUACGAAGCCAAGCCUAAAACUAUAGUCUAUUUAACGUCCGAUCCAUUUGGUUAUUUCGUCGUUACAAGCUGGUAAGCUGUUUGCGUUCGCUUGUCUUUGUUUGGUUUUGUUGUGAACGAUGAAAGAGGCUACUUCCCAUGAAGACAUAUGCUACAAUUAAAAAUCCCUUACGACUGGGAGGGCCUGUACACUUGCUUGAUUAAGUACUCUCGUGCUCCCUCUGCUGCCAGAAAGAAAACCUUCAUCCUCAAGACCCCCGUGCUCGCCUUCCAGAGUCUUCUCCUGGCAGUGAUAAUGCAGAUUGGUGUGAGCAUCAGGGCCCUUCUGAAAUGCAGUGCUAUUUGACCAAAGCAUAAAAGGGAAUACACGUUCAUUUAAAAAGUGCAAAUUAAUAAAAGAGGAAGGGCGAAAAAAAGAAUAAAUAGAAGAAUUAAGUUCGGCAACCGGGGCCGAAUUCCUCUAGACAGAGCCUUGUAGUUUUAGGCAGUUUUCUUUCCAUUAUAAUGCGCUCAGGAAUCACUUGAAAAACGCGUUCUGAUUCGGUAGGUCUGGGGUGGAACUAGCAUUCUGAAUGUCUAAAAAGCCUCCAGAUGCUUCUGGUGCUGCUCUGAAGACUAUGCUUUCUGAAACAAGGUGUGAUAUGUAAUUAUUUGAUAUAAAACAUACUUGAAAGGUCAUUUGAAAUCUUCAGAAGUAGAUAUUACCAAAACAGUGAAAUAGAUAUGAGAUAAACAUGAUUUUCCAUGGUGUUUAGGCAAUGCAGGACACAGAUUAGGAGUACGGCUCAGCAAGCCUUAUUUCUCAAUUUCCUUUAAUUUCCAAGUUUGACUUAUGCUUGUAUGAAUAUAGUAUCAGGUUUAUGAAUAGGACCAUAGUACUAUAUAUUUGUUUACUGGCUUCUUGAAAGCCUUGAGUUUUUAUUUGUAUGAGAAAGUACUGUUUUUAAAGCAUCAGUACCAGUUUUUUGUGAUUGCACAUUUAAUAUUUUGCCAUCUGAAAAUAUAACAUUUCAGUACUAAAGGUAAUGAAACUGUAUCAUGAGUAUUUUUUCCUUUUUAAAAACUGAAGUACAGUUGAUUUACAAUGUGUUCAUUUCUGCUAUACAGCAAAGUGAUUCAGUUAUACAUACAUAUCUAUAUAUAUAUGUAUAUUCUUUUAAAAAAAUAUUCUUCUCUAUUACGGUUUAUCCUAGGAUAUUGAAUAUAGUUCCCUGUGCUGUACAGUAAGACCUUGUUUUUUAUCCAUCCUAUAUAUAACAGCUUACACCUGCUAACCCCAAGCUGUGUCAUGCGUUUAAUGUUUAUGUUGGACCUUGCAUGAAGAAAUAGUUACAGAUUUUAAUGGCAGUUUAUGGCUUUAACCUUAAUGGCUAAGUAAGUAAAUGACACAGUUCUUAUUAAUUGUUCUUACUGUUUGGGUAAUAAACAUAUUUCGAUUCCUUGAGGGAACAUUUAAAUUAAUUGACUGACUCUAAUCUGAAUUAUGUGUUUUAAUUUGUUUAAGGUUGUUAAAAGACAUUAACUGCAUCAGUGUAAUAAUUAAAAUAUUAGCUCUUUUUCCCCCCUAAAUUCUCUAAAUGUACGAUGUCUAAAAAUAGAGUGGAGGUGGAUUGGACAGGCUGCAGAUUAGGAGUUGGAAUGAAAACAUCUCCGUUAAGCCAAAAACAUGGCAACCAAUAUUUUCUGUUAUAAAAAUAUUUUAGAUGAAUUUAUUUUUUUAUGAAAGCGGUCUGAAAUUGAAAUGAAUAGCAGAAGUUCUCUGUUUAUUCACAGGCCAGUAAUAAUAAUAAUACCUGCCUCACAAAGCAUACGUCUUUUCCGUGCAGAGCCAGCAGCUUCUGCUCCUUUCAGAAACAGGCUCGGCCAACUGGGGGGAAGAGAUAUUACCCCGUUAUAGUCUGAGAUAUUAACCUUCACCUUGAUAAUGCUUGUCAACAAACACAAGGCAGAGCCUUUUCAGGAAACUGAUUUUAACUGUCCACUAGAGGCUGUAAUGAGACCAACAAUGUCACUUUAGACCAGCCCAGGGUUUAAACUGUAACCAUCAUUGAUUUUUAAGUGAAAAAAUAAAAGUUGUAGAAACGAGUCAACAGUAGUAGUAGUUUUUUUUUUUAAAUAGCCACGUAUAUGUGCAUGGUAUUUCAAAAUGCGAGAAAAAAAUUAUUUCCGGGGCUCUACACCUUCCUAGUGAGUGUGCUUAUUUUUAUUUCUGCAGCAUGUUGGCUCUACAACACAGUUUUUGAAAAGCUGACACAUUUCUCUUUAGUGAUUUCUGUAUCCUGCUUCAGUUGGUGACUAACCGUUAGGUCAUAAGUAAAUCCAGCCAAAAGGUUUCUCAAGUACAGCUUACAGUCAAUGGUGGAGGCUUCCAGUGAGAAACUUACGUGAAGGGAUCAUGUUUCUAGUCACUUGGUUCUAAGCACCUGAAAGAGGUCAAAUGCUGCCCCGACACCUACCGGUCUUUCCAGAAUUAUCUGCAGCCCGCAGAAGGCGCACUGAGCUCCCUUUAGCGUGGAUGAACCUUCUCUUCUUUCCAGGCGCUACACCUGUUGGCCAGGCCGAUCGUGCAGCAGAUCGCCAGGGUGUCCCAUUCAAGCUGCAGAUUUGUCUGUCAUCGUCGGACGGCGGCGGCGGCGGUGGCGGCAGCGGUGGCGGUCCCCUCUUCCUCGUCCGCGGCAGGGAAGUGUGUCUCACAUCAGCAUUCUGGAGCACAAUGGAAGAGUUUAUUUUGAGGCUUCAAAAGUAGUGCUGCUACAGAUGAGGAGCAAGAGAGAAAGUGUGGACCUCAGCCUGCAGGAGCGGUCUUGAAAGUGAUCUUGGGUCUAGGCAUUUUACAUUGAGUUUCUCCACUGCCUCCCUUUCUGCUCAAGCAAAAUCUGUGCGAAAAAGAUCUGCUGGGAAGGAACCAACUGCUUGGGAUUCUCCAUUGUGAUGAAAGCACGUGGUGCAGUUUUCCAAAGAAAUUAGUCCGUUGUCUGGGUGAAGAGAAACCCGUCUGCUGUUUCCACAGGGUAUCACUCCCUUCUCUGUGAGAGGAAGAAAGAACAGGCCUGGGCCCAGGAGCGCUCCAGCUUUUUGUGGGACAUCUCCAUGGUGAAGGACAGGCUGGGGCUACCUGUGAACAGCGCACAGUGAAUGUUAUUCCAGAGCGGCUGCUGGCGGAUCGCCCCCGCGGGGAGAUGAUUCCUCAUGAAGCGCCUGGAUCCCCUACAGAAAUCAAAUGUGACUUUCCGUUUAUCAGACUAAAACCAGAGCCAGCCAGACAGUGAAACAGUCACCGUGGAGGGGGGACGGCGAAAAAUGAAAUCCAACCAAGAGCGCAGCAACGAAUGCCUGCCUCCCAAGAAGCGCGAGAUCCCCGCCACCAGCCGGCCGUCGGAGGACAAGGCCACGGCCGUGCCCAGCGACAACCACCGCGCGGAGGGCGUGCCAUGGCUCCCGGGCCACGCGGGCGCCCGUGGCCACGCUGGCGGGCGGCUCGGGCCGGCGGGGCCCCCGCCGGAGCUCGGUUUACAACAGGGAAUAGGUUUACACAAAGCGCUGUCCUCGGGGCUGGACUACUCCCCACCCAGCGCGCCCCGGUCCGUCCCGGCGACCACGACGAUGCCCGCGGCGUACCCGCCCCCGCAGUCCGGGGCCCCGGUGUCGCCCGUGCAGUACGCCCACCUGCCUGCGCACCCGUUGCAGUUCAUUGGGUCUUCCCAGUACAGCGGGCCCUACACCGGCUUCAUCCCUUCCCAGCUGAUCUCCCCCACGGCCAGCCCCGUCACCAGUGCGGUGGCCUCGGCCGCGGGGGCCGCCACUCCAUCCCAGCGCUCCCAGCUGGAGGCCUAUUCCACGCUGCUGGCCACCAUGGGCGGCCUGAGCCAGGCCUCGGGGCACAAGGCUGAGCAGCCGCCGCCGCCGCCACCGCCACCGCAGCACCUGGGCAGGACUGCGGGGCUCCUCCCCCCGGGGUCCCCACCCCCCACCCCGCAGAACCAGUACGUGCACAUCGCCGGCUCCCCGCAGACCGCGGCGCGCCCGGCCUCCCCGCCGGCCAUCCCCGUCCACCUCCACCCCCACCAGACCAUGAUCCCGCACACGCUCACCCUGGGGCCCUCCCCGCAGGUCGUCGUGCAGUACACCGACUCCGGCAGCCACUUUGUCCCCCGCGAGGCCACCAAGAAAGCCGAGAGCAGCCGACUGCAGCAGGCCAUGCAGGCCAAGGAGAUCCUGAACGGGGAGCUGGAGAAGGGCCGCAGGUACGGGGCGCCCACCUCGGCCGACCUGGGCCUGGUGAAGGCGGGCGGCAAGGCCGUCCCCCACCCCUACGAGUCCAGGCACGUGGUGGUCCACCCCAGCCCCGCCGACUACGGCAGCCGGGACUCGUCGGGCGUGCGGGCCUCUGUGAUGGUCCUGCCCAACAGCAGCACCCCUGCCGCCGACCUCGAGGUGCAGCAGGUCACCCACCGGGAGGCCUCCCCGUCCACCCUCAACGACAAAAGCGGCCUGCACUUAGGGAAGCCCGGCCACCGAUCCUACGCGCUGUCACCUCAGCAGGCCCUGGGCCCCGAAGGAGUGAAGGCUGCUGCCGCCGCCGCCGCCGCCGUCGCCACACUGUCCCCCCACACGGUCAUUCAGACCACGCAUAGCGCCUCGGAGCCACUCCCAGUCGGACUUCCGGCCACGGCCUUCUAUGCGGGGACCCAGCCACCCGUCAUCGGCUACCUGAGCAGCCAGCAGCAAGCGAUCACCUACGCCGGCGGCCUGCCCCAGCACCUGGUCAUCCCCGGCACCCAGCCCCUGCUCAUCCCCGUCGGCAGCGCCGACAUGGAGGGGUCGGGAGCGGCCUCGGCCAUCGUCACGUCAUCGCCCCAGUUUGCUGCAGUGCCUCACACGUUCGUCACCACCGCCCUGCCCAAGAACGAGAACUUCAGCCCGGAGGCCCUGGUCACCCAGGCCGCCUACCCGGCCAUGGUGCAGGCCCAGAUCCACCUGCCCGUGGUGCAGUCGGUGGCGUCCCCCGCAGCCGCGCCCCCCACGCUGCCUCCCUACUUCAUGAAAGGCUCCAUCAUCCAGCUGGCCAACGGGGAGCUGAAGAAGGUGGAAGACCUAAAGACGGAAGACUUCAUCCAGAGCGCGGAGAUCAGCAACGACCUCAAGAUCGACUCCAGCACCGUGGAGCGGAUUGAGAACAGCCACAGCCCAGGCGUUGCGGUGAUACAGUUUGCCGUCGGGGAUCACCGAGCACAGGUCAGCGUGGAAGUUUUGGUAGAGUAUCCUUUUUUUGUGUUUGGACAGGGCUGGUCAUCCUGUUGCCCAGAGAGAACCAGCCAGCUCUUUGAUUUGCCGUGUUCCAAACUCUCCGUUGGGGAUGUCUGUAUCUCACUCACCCUCAAAAACCUGAAGAACGGCUCUGUUAAAAAGGGCCAGCCCGUGGAUCCUGCCAGCGUCCUGCUGAAACACUCAAAGACCGACGGCCUCGCGGGCAGUAGACACAGGUAUGCCGAGCAGGAGAACGGGAUCAAUCAGGGAGGCGCCCAGAUGCUCUCCGAGAACGGCGAACUGAAGUUUCCAGAAAAGAUAGGAUUGCCUGCCGCCCCCUUGCUCACCAAAAUCGAACCCAGCAAGCCCGCGGCCACGAGGAAGAGGAGGUGGUCGGCGCCGGAGUCCCGCAAACUGGAGAAGUCGGAAGACGAGCCACCUUUGACUCUUCCUAAGCCUUCUCUCAUUUCUCAGGAGGUUAAGAUUUGCAUCGAAGGCCGCUCUAAUGUAGGCAAGUAGAGGCCGCGUGGGGAAAGGAAAUCGGCCCUCCUUUAUCAUUUGUAUCCAGAUUACUGUACUGUAGGCUUAAUAACACAGUAUUUACAUGUUAUCCUCUUCCUUUAGGUUUCUGUUAUAACCUUGUCAUUAGAGUUACAGCUGGUGUUGGGCAGGAGACGGUGCAUAUGCUUUUCCCACGCGUGUCUCUUGGCGGGUGGGCAGCUGGGGGCCAGGGCAGGUGCAGCCCAGGCCCCGGGCGCGCAUCCUGGUGGAAAUGAAGGUGGCCCCACGGCACCUGCCUUUUCUAGAGGCACAGAUGCACCCGAGGGGCGCUGACUUCCACCAGUUUCAGGACGACGGUCUGCAGGAAGGGAGCUGCGGCGGGGUGGGGGCGCGUGCUUGUGGGGGUGCUGGGGUGCCACCGGGCCGAGCGCGGGGCUCUUUUCUCUCUGCCGCCCUCUGCCUCCCUCUUUGCUCUCAGACGGGACUGGAGGUCCCGGGGAAUGUCCUCAGGAGGUUCUCCCAUGCAAAAUCCACAUCAGGACCCCAGCUUCGGGGCAUCCCAGAGAGGCAUCAGACAGCAGACGGAAAGCUAACCGUGUAAAAGAACGUUUUUUUGUUUUUGUUUUUUUUUUUCCUCCAACAUAUUUUACAAUAAAAGCAACUUUUAAUCCUAGAGAUAUAUAUUUCCCCCUAUGGGGCCUGACUGCACUGAUAUUUUUUUAAAGAGCAACUGCCACCCGUGGGAUUUCGUUUCUGCUUUACGAGUGCAGUGAUAUUUCCGGGGCGUCGUGGCGGGCAGGGCAGCCUCCGCUGGCAUCGCUCCCCACUGGGGGGGUUGGGGGGGUGGGUGGGCAGCGGGGGUGGGGGAGAGUGAACACCCGCUCUGGUCUCUGUGCAGUGUUAGGAAAACCAAUCAGGUUAAAUUGCAAUGACUUCCCUCCCAAGAGGUAGACGCAAACUGCCGUUCAAGAGAGCCCAGGAAGCUCUUCGUGUCCGGUUUGCAAAUCUUUUGUCUUUUAACUCUAGUACUGUUUAUAGUUCAUGACUAUGGACAACUCGGGUGCCACUUUUUUCAGAUUCCAGUGUGACAUGAGGAAUUAGAUUUUGAAGAUGAGCAUAUAUAUAUUACUAUCUCUAAGCACUUAAAAUGCUGUUCACACUUUAUUACCAAGCAUCUUGGUCUAUCAUUCAACAAGUACUGUAUCUCACUUUAAACUCUUUGGGAAGAAAAACAGAAAAAAAAACUUCAGUUACUUUCUUUUUUUUUUUUUUUUUUUUUUUUUCCAACACUGUAACUACAUUUCAGCUCUGCAGAGUUUCUCACGGAGCAAGAUUUGAAAGUUUCAAUGUGGUUUAAAGGGAUGAAUGUGAAUUAUGAACUAGUAUGUGACAAUGAAUGACCACAAGUACAGCCUGCUAGGAGGCACUCUUCACUUUGAUGUUUGAGAAAGAAUUAAAAGCAUAUGCAGAGCUGGCAGAGGAACUGAGAGGAAAGGGAUGGAAAAAAGAAUACUCACUUUUGUCCAGUGUUUUUCUUUUUAAGAUGAACUUUUAAAGAACCUUGCGAUUUGCACAUCUUGAGUUUAUAAUUUGUGUGAUAUUCCUGCAGUUUUUAUCCAAUAACAUUGUGGGAAAGGUUUGGGGGACUGAACGAGCAUAAAUAAAUGUAGCAAAAUUACUUUCUAACCUGCCUAAACUCUAGGCCAUUUUAUAACAUUAUGUUCCUUUCAAAAAUCCAUUUUGGUCUUUCUACCGCAUCUGUCACAUAAAACCAGGUCUUAGCAGGACAACUCUGAGAAUUUUCUUCAGAUUCAUUGAGAGAGUUUUCCAUAAAGACAUUUAUAUAUGUAAGCAAGUUUUGUUUUUUGUUUUUUUUUUUUUUAAAAAAAAACCAAUUACGUUAUGGUCGUUGUUAUGAAUGUUAUUUUCAGAAUGACUUUUUUUUCCCAUCAGAAAUCAAAUCAAGAUAUAAUGUUUGGUACAAACCCAGAAAGUAUAUUUCACAGUUGAAACCUUUUGUUCCCAGAGAUCUGAAAUAUUGUUUGUGGGUUUUGAGUGUGUAUCUUAAAGUGCUUUUUAAAAAAAGUUUUUUAUUAUAAGGAGGGAGAAAAUUUCAAAUAUUCUUACUUGGAAUGACUGCAAUGAAUCUGAACAAAUACUUAAUCUUUCUUUUACCAUCGAGAAUCGUACUUUUUUCCAUUUUCCAAAUUACAAAAAAAAAUUCUAAUGUCAACCCAUUUUUUUGGCUCUCUAGUAUUCCUUCACAUCUAGCUCUCAGCAGAACUAAUGAUUUUUGUAAACCAUUUUCUGGGGUGUACCAAAAACAUUUGCAUAGAUUUAGAGUAGCUAGAACCAGUCCUGGACUUUGUUUGAUUUUUAUUACCUUCUCAGCAUGCUAGCAGAGAGCUGGGUGAGUCCAUUCUUGCAGUCACACUGCUUACUUAGUGCUGUAUUUUUUUUUUUUAAUGUUUCUGUUUAGAGAACUUGCUUAAUAUUCCAUAUAUUCUGCUCAGGGCACUUGCAAUUCUUAGGUUUUGUUUCUCUUUUUGUUCUGAUGGUAAGAGGAAUACGGGGCUGCCAUAUAGACUUUGUCCUCAGCUGUACCACUAAUUCCAGCAACUCACGUGGCCUCGGAGAAACACCCAUCAUCACCUUUUGGCUUCUUUCGAGUAUGGAACUAACUGGAUCCACACCUCCAACACUAAAAUGGGAAACAUGUACAUGGUUCGGAGCAAUAGAAACAUCAUCAUCAUGUUUGUGCUUCUAUUUCAGGUAUAGGAAUUAUCAAAUAAUUGGUUCUUUCUAAACUUUUGUCCCAUUUCACGUUCCUGCUUCUUUAGCAUGUGCAAUACUUUCUGUGCCAAUAGCGUCUAAUCCGUGUGCUCUAGAGAAAGCUCAGACCCUUUGGGGUUUUUCCUUAUUCGGUCCAUCUUUCCUGUCCUGGCCAGAGAAGGGCUGGAAGGAAGGAGCCAAGAAGGGGACUGCCUCCUGCUGCGCGUUCCCCCUGCCGCGGAUGCCGAGGCCCGGAGCGGGGUGCUCUGCGGCGCCCCAUGUGUCUGGCCGUGUUGCAGAAAGAGCAAGCAAAGGAGAUGGAGGGGGAGAACGGCACUCCCCCCACCAGCACGAGGAAUGGUGGACGUGGAGGGAGGAGGCAGAGGCCUUUGUAAGACGCACUCUGGAGCCAUAGAGCCAGGAUCCACCCACGGUCCACGGUCUCUUCCGAGAGCGGGCAGCCCCCUCCUCCUCCUCCCUGUGUCCUUGGACUUGGAGCCGCACCUCCGCGCGCAGGCAGGAAGCGUGGCCUGCUGUGCACGCUCCGGGCACCCGGCCAGCAGCUGUGGAGGGGGCCCCCUGCGCACCCUGGUCACCGCUCCUCUGUGGCAGCUUUCUCUUCAAAUAGGAAGACCAUCCCGAGGACGGGGCCCUCCUCUUGUUUGCAGACGUUGGUGAGCCCCGAGGCUCCCAGAGCAGCCUUUGUCACCACCCCUGCGUAGCAGACCUGACAGGGCAGGCGUAGAAAUUCUUCGGUGCCGUGCAGCCUGCGAGGAUCAGCUGUGUGCCUCGUACUGUGUCCACUCUGCAAUAUUCACCGAACCCGUCUUUCGUUCUCUCUCUCUUUCCUGGUUUCCCUUUUUCGACUAAUAACAGCAGGCCUUUUGCGUUUACAGUGGAACACAAUCACCAAGAAAUUAGUCAGGGCGAAAAGAAAAAAAUAAUAAUAAUAAUUAACCAACAAACAAGAACCUCUCUUUUUAGGGAUUUCUACAUAUAUCAAAUGACUGUUCCUUAGAAUGUUUUAAGAAUUAUUUCAGUUUGUCGGGGCCACCUUGGGGGCUGGGGGCGGGGGGGGGGGGCGGCGAGAGAGGGAGAUGGAUGCCAUUUACCUCAAAUCUUUUCAAAUGGAAAUCCAAAUUGCGUUUUCCUUUGGACCGUUCAGGAUCAUUUUCUAUGUCGGUUAGCUUUUUGUUUUCUCCGACUCCCCCAGUGUGGUUUGGGAUGAUUUGUUUCAUUUGGUUCUUUUCUUCCUUCGUUGCUGUCCUCCAUCCCGUUUCUGACUCUGGACCGUGACCCUCUGUGUUUUCUGUUAGGUGAGUGUGCUGGGUUUUCUCUCCCACCGGGAAGUGGCAGCACCCCUCCUUCUCCCCUCUAAGGAACUCUGCAGAACCUUUCACACUUCUAACUCAGGGACGGGGCUGGCGUGUGUGUGGUACACUGGUGUGUCCAGAAGCAGCACUUUGGCUGUUCUGGAGUAGGGUUGUACAACGUCAAGGAAUGUUUGGAUUUCCUGCAUCUUGUGGAUUCCUCCUUAGAUACUGCAUAGAUUGCAAUAUAAUGCUGCAUGUUCCAGAUGAACAGUAGCUCCUAGUAAUCAUAAAAUCCACUCUUUGCACAUAGUUUGAUCUUUACUGAAAUACGUUGCCAAAAUUUAUUUUUGUUGUGGUGUAGCUCUGGAAUUUUUUUGUUUUGUUUUGUUUUUUAAGAAAACAAUUGACAAUACCCUUUAACAUCUGUGACUACUAAGGAAACCUAUUUCUUUCAUAGAGGAAAAAAAAAAUCUCAGAUGCUUUUGAAGACACUAAUGCCAUGCUAUUUCAGAUCUGGGUGAAAAAGCAGAGCUCUGGGGACUGAAGGCCAGGCUUUUGGAGCUGUGUCGUUGUCAUGACUACUGUUUCAUGAACUGCAAGCAGCUCAACAAACCCAGGUCUGUUUUCUCCUCCAGCCCUUUGCACUUCCUAUCUCCUAGUCACCCGUGACAAUCCCAGGUGAAAAAAAA
Molecule: messenger RNA, 15690 nt
Organism: Sus scrofa (pig)
Lineage: Eukaryota; Metazoa; Chordata; Mammalia; Artiodactyla; Suidae
Source: RefSeq, a predicted model, not a curated record